UACAUCGACUCCUAAAACAGUUUCGAGGUGAAUUGGUGACAUACACACCAUGUCUAGAAGAGGUGGUAGUCUCGAUACCUCUCAUAAUGAUAACGAGGGAUCUCUAGAUUCUACGGCUAGAAGCAAAUGGCACCCUGAUAUAGGUGAUUCAAAAGGUGGUCCAUCCCGAAUUCCUAAUAACAGAAUUUCUCUGAACUUAGCAGAAUGGGUUCAUAAUAAGGGGAGCUUCGAGAGUAGAGAGAAUUUUGAAAGUGAGAGUAGCUCCAAUACACCGAAAAUUGAACAAGAUUUCCUUUUGAAACAAUCCGAAGAGUACCAUAGAGAACAUACGAGGAAGGCAAUUGCAAGGGGAGAUAUUCGUCUUAGGAAGGGGGUGAACGUUGUACGACAUUUUCCUCUCGGUUGUGGAAGAAAUGCUGCACCGAUAAGUGAUGAGGAACGUAAGAGAAUACAACAAGACUGGAUUGAAGAACAAAAGAGAAAAUCUCAGGAGGAAGAGGAUCCAUUAAUGUGCCCGGAUCAAGACAAUGAGGAACCUAAAGAUGUUUAAUACUUUAGUUGAAGUUGUAUUGUCAUAAAUAUAGGCAAGUGUCGUUUAAGGGAAAAUGUAGUAGUUACCUGUGUAAAGGAGUUAGGAGUGGCUUUUAUUUUGUAUGACUCGAACGGAAUGUAAAAUAGUAGUUUAAAUAAUUGGAUAUGUCUGGGAAUCUUUUAGUAUAACAGAGAUAAAUUGGUGAUAUAAUUGUUGAGGAAAGUU
Molecule: messenger RNA, 757 nt
Organism: Theobroma cacao (cacao)
Lineage: Eukaryota; Viridiplantae; Streptophyta; Magnoliopsida; Malvales; Malvaceae
Source: RefSeq, a predicted model, not a curated record